Molecule: messenger RNA, 1574 nt
Organism: Branchiostoma floridae (Florida lancelet)
Lineage: Eukaryota; Metazoa; Chordata; Leptocardii; Amphioxiformes; Branchiostomatidae
Product: CMP-N-acetylneuraminate-poly-alpha-2,8-sialyltransferase-like
Exons: 4
Coding region: 229-1317 (362 amino acids)
Biological process (GO): oligosaccharide metabolic process; N-glycan processing
Molecular function (GO): alpha-N-acetylneuraminate alpha-2,8-sialyltransferase activity
Source: RefSeq, a predicted model, not a curated record
ACCACUUGGUGUUCCUUACCCUCUCACAAGCUUUGUUAUUGUAAUACUCGUUAUAACAACGUAAAAUAACAAGAGAUUUCGUCCGUUCUGAAGUUAAAUAUGACGGAUCAAGACUACUAUGAGGCUGGUGUUCCUUGAGCGGCUGUGGCAUUCCAAGUCUGAACCUCCAAAUUGACCCCGUGCCCUCAGAGGUGACGGACUAGAAACCAACAAGGUUUGACGACAACAAUGGUGGAUUGGAAGGAGUUCACCGUGGUUGUUCUUUGCUUGAUCCUGAUGACAUCUUACGUUGUUUGGGACAACAAAGGCGCAUUCGAAUUUCCCGCCAUGAUUCCGCGUGUUAUGAACAUAACGAGACUGACGUCAUCAGGCAUCAACGACACACAAAGUUCUGAAAACACGCAAAGUUCUGAAACGUCGCUGAAGGUUGGAAGUUCUGAAGAGCGAUUGAUGGAUAGCAUCAUGUCGCAUUACAACAUGACAUCCGUCCGGGAACUACAGCACAUCACAAGGAAAUACUUUUCUCCUAAAAGACAUAUCAUAGCUAUGUCAGACCUGGACAUCUUCAUAGAAAAAUGCCACACAAAAUCUUUCACACUUCGCAACUCGAAAAAACGUUGUGACGUCACACAUACCCCCAUCAAACGGUACCGGACAUGCGCGUUGAUAGGAAACGGUGGAAUACUACUGGAUAGCGGCUGUGGUGCGGAGAUAGAUGCUCACGAGUUCGUCAUUCGGAAUAACCUUCCGCCGACUCUUCCGUACGCCAAGGAUGUGGGGAAGAGAACCAACCUCACUACAAUAAAUCGCGCACGAUUGGCACAAGUUGCAAGGGGACUGAGGCGCAAAAAGAAGAAAGACACACUGGCCCGACUUGGAGAGUCGCCGGGAAUGAUAUUCAGCUACUCGCUGUCCCUCCCAGGGUCUCCUUCCAAGAAGAAACUUGAGGCCAUAGACAAGGCCAUCAAGGAGAACAACAUCGAUGCAGUAACAGCGUUUUCACAUCAAUCUUACAUGGGGAACAAAGGGUACGACCUGUACAAGGAACUCUUCCACAAGCGACUUCGACUUCCGUCAACCGGUAUGAACACCUUCGCCCUGGCCUCCACUUUCUGUGACAGAAUAUCUCUGUACGGGUUCUAUCCCCUCUCAACCUACAAGAACAAGACCGUCCCUUAUCAUUACUAUGACGGGAAGAUGUACAACAAGGUUCACAAGAUGCCCGUGGAGUUUGAAACGUUUCAGCAGCUCCAUAGUAAAGGGACAAUAAGACUCGUUGUUGGAAAAUGUAACGUUACUUUAGGCGAAAAACUGUAACCUAAGGAUUUUCCGCUGUCGCAAUAUACAUGUACAUUUGUAUCAGAAUCAUCUAAACCAAAAACUACACUAGCACACUCACGAUAUACGAUGGCAGUUUGAUAAGGGAUGCUUACCGAAAUCUCAAAGUUAUUACAGCAAAUAUCAAAUCGGAUGAAGUCUCUCGGCGGGGAUAAAAAUAUUUUUUGACUGACGGCCGGGCUUCUCUGAAGUUGUGAAGGGAAAACGGAUGAUGUCCACAUAUUUCAGGUGUUUGU